AUGACUGGCCUUUUCCUGCGCUGUGUUCCAACUGUGACACUGGUUUCAAAGGUCAAAUUCGUCCUUGAAUACCCCAACGCGGAAGAAUCUCAAACCGAGGAUUCAUCAACAUUCAACAUCCUACAAUAUGUCCCUCGGGUGCUCUAUCCCAGACGCCUCAUGGGCACGCAAGCUCUCACUGGGCUGCUAGAUAUGAUGCCCUAA
Molecule: messenger RNA, 204 nt
Organism: Penicillium crustosum
Lineage: Eukaryota; Fungi; Ascomycota; Eurotiomycetes; Eurotiales; Aspergillaceae
Exons: 1
Coding region: 1-204 (67 amino acids)
Source: RefSeq, a predicted model, not a curated record